UAAAACUUGCUAGGUACCUAUAUAAACGAACGGACGUCAACACUCUGACCACAGUAAUCGCACUCGAGGCGUCGAGUCAAGACGGAGUCUAUCCCGGUGUCCCGCGAAAAAAACAACAACAUGCGGCUUAUUGUGAUCGCGAAUGUUUUGUGUUUGCUUUCCGCGGAUCCGUCCCGCGCGCGAGCCAUCGACGAUGACGUACCGAUCAUCAACGAUUACACGCACAACAGAGCAGAUCUACUAGAACUCGAACUCAACGAAUCUGUCGGAGGCAAACUGCAUCUCACAGAAAAAGAACAAGCUGUCAACGAUAUCCUCAUGCGCUUGAAAGAGAAAGAACUGGACAACUCUUUUGAUAACCCGCAAUUUUUCAACUUUUCUAGACCAUAUUUUACGUAUAAAGACGAUAUGAAGCACUCUAAAGUGUAUCAAUUGAUGCGACGGAUGCCGAAAGGGGCGGCGUUGCAUGUGCACAGCUCCUUGAUGCUCGACGCGGAUUACAUGGUGAAGCUGACGUAUGAGAACCACUUAUACGCUUGUCUCACAGAGGACGAUUUAAAAUUACACUUCUCCGACGCCGAGCCGCUGCGACCUUGCCCGGUUAAAUGGAAUCUCCUGAGCACACUCAGAGACGCAUCCGAUGACGUAGCCCAAUUUGACGCAAAAUUAAAGGAACACUUCACUUUAGGCACCGAAGACCAUAUGGGAUUUAAUACAAAUGUAAACGAAGCAUGGAAACAGUUCAACAAAGUUUAUUACACGAUCAAAUCUUUGAUAAACUAUAGGCCUGUCAGAGAAAAAAUGUUUUACCAAGCUUUACAGGACUUUUACAAUGACAAUGUAUUGUAUAUUGAAGUGCGCAGCGGUUUAUCCAGCUUGUACGAGCUAGAUGGCACUCAGCAUGAUAAAAUAUAUUUAGCGACUCUUUAUAAGGAAGUUACGGACAAAUUCAUAAAGGAGAACCCUGGUUUUAUCGGCAUAAAGAUUAUAGUUUCCAGAGCCCGUUCAGCAAGUGUGGAACAAGUGCGUGAAUCUUUAAACUUAGCUCGUCAGUUAAAGAAGACCAUACCAAACAUAUUCGCAGGUUUCGAUCUUGUAGGCCAAGAGGAUUUGGGUAAACCUUUAAAAAAUUUCUUGCCAGCCCUAUUAGAAGCCAAGGAUGAGAUAAAUUAUUACUUCCACGGAGGUGAAACUAACUGGUACGGGACUGCAACGGACGAGAAUCUAUUUGAUGCCAUAUUGCUGGGAUCUAAAAGGAUAGGACACGGGUAUGCGCUGAUGAAGCACCCAGCGCUUAUUAAAGCCGUCCACCGUAAUGACAUAGCUAUAGAAGUGAAUGUGAUAUCGAACUCGGUGUUAUCGUUAGUCCAGGACCUGAGGAACCAUCCUCUGGCGACGUACUUGGCGCUAGGUCUUCCCGUGGUACUGUCGAGCGACGACCCCGGCGUGUGGGGCGCGAAGCCUAUGUCUGACGACUUCUACGUGGCCUUCGUGGCCAUCGCCAGUAAACACGCCGACUUGAGGAUGCUGAAGCAACUGGCGAUCAACUCUAUAAGGUACAGUGCUUUAGAUGACAAGGGAAAAACGAAAUUAUUUAAAUCAUUUGAGAAGAAAUGGAACGAGUUCAUUGAUGGUGUUAUAACUGAUAGUGAUGUAUUAUUAAAAUUGUGAUUACGACUCUCGUUAGAAAAGAAUAAAUAGUGAAGUUUAUGGACUGAAGAAUAUAUUUAUUUUAUAGGUAGAUGCACUCAUUGUAUUUAUUUGCGGUAUUAUAGAUUAGCUGAUAUCCCUGGUUUUUAGGAAUUUCUUGUAUGUGCUUACUUAGGUAUAUUACAAAUUACAAAGCUCCAAGUCUAUGCAAUGAAGGGCACAAGUGCAAUACUAUGUAAGGAGCUACAUAGGUAGCUGAUAGACCUUUUACACUAUGAUGAAUUGAUAAUUAAGUAUUAUGUACAUACAUAGGUAUGCUCAUGUU
Messenger RNA from Cydia splendana, 1975 nucleotides. Its product is annotated as adenosine deaminase 2-like. The record is from RefSeq and is a predicted model, not a curated record. The transcript has a single exon. Lineage: Eukaryota; Metazoa; Arthropoda; Insecta; Lepidoptera; Tortricidae. Bases 121 to 1671 code for a protein of 516 amino acids. Gene Ontology annotation, biological process: adenosine catabolic process; inosine biosynthetic process. Gene Ontology annotation, molecular function: adenosine deaminase activity.